Manis javanica (Malayan pangolin) is the source of this 1479-nucleotide messenger RNA. Lineage: Eukaryota; Metazoa; Chordata; Mammalia; Pholidota; Manidae. The record is from RefSeq and is a predicted model, not a curated record.
AUGAAGGAGACACUGAACCACACGUCACACGGAGAUGGGCAACAAGAAGCUACCUCUCUCACUGGGUGCUCUGGAGCUCCAUAUAGAAACUCUGUAGCUUCCUGUGCAGAUGAACCACCUCACAUUGGAAACUAUAGACUGUUGAAAACAAUCAGCAAGGAGAAUUUUGCAAGAAUGAAAUUGGCAAGAUACAUCCUUACAGGCAGAGAGGUUGCAAUAAAAGAUGACAAAACUCAGUUGAAUCCAACAAGUCUACAAAAGCUCUUCAGAGACGUAAGAAUAAUGCAGAUUUUAAAUCAUCCAAUCCUAGUGAAGUUAUUUGAAGUCAUUGAAACUGACAAAACACCCUACCUAAUCAUGGAGUAUGCAAGUGGAGGUGAAGUGUUUGACUAUUUGGUUGCACAUGGAAAAAUGAAGGGAAAAAAAACAAGAGCUAAAUUUAGACCGAUAGUGUCUGCAGUCCAAUACUGCCAUCAAAAGCGAAUCGUUCACAGAGACUUCAAGGCUGCAAAUCUAUUGUUAGAUGCUGAUAUGAACAUUAAAAUAGUGGACUUUGGUUUUAGCAAUGAAUUUACUGUUGGCAGUAAACUGGAUAUGUUUUGUGUCAGUCCUCCAUCUGCAGCCCCAGAGCUCUUCCAGGCCAAGAAAUAUGACAGGCAAGAAGUGGACAUGUGGGGCCUCAGUGUCACUCUUUACACCUUGGUCAGUGGGUCUCUCCCCUUGGAUGGACAGGACCUAAAGGAACUGAGAGAGAGGGUAUGAAGAGGGAAACACAAAAUCCCUUUCUACAUUUCCACAGAUUAUGAAAACCUUCUGAAACGUUUCCUGGUGCUAAAUCCAAUGAAACGAGGCAUUCUAGAGCAAAUCAUGAAGGACAGGUGGGUCAGCACAGGGCAUGAGGAAGAUGAACUCAAAACAUUUGUUGAACCAGAACUGGACAUCUCAGACCAGAAAAGAAUAGAUAUUAUGGUGGGAAUGGGAUACUCACAAGAAGAAAUUCAAGAAUCUCUUAGCAAAAUGAAAUAUGAUGAAAUCACAGCUACAUAUUUGUUGUUGGGAGAAAAAUCUUCAGAGCUGGAUGCUAGUGACUCCAGCUCUAGCAGCAGUCUUUCACUCACUAAGGUGAGGCCAAGCAGUGAUCUCAACCACAGUACUGGCCAGUCUCCUCACCACAAAGUGCAAAGGAGUAUUUCUUCAAGCCAGAAGGAGAGGCCGUAUAGUGACCAUGCUGGACCAGCUAUUCCUUCAGUUGUGGCAUAUCCAAAAAGGAGUCAGACCAGCACUGCAGAUAGUGAUCUUAAUGAAGAUGGAAUUCCCUCCCAGAAACCAGGUGGCACUGCUGGUGGAGAAAAGGGAAUCAUUCCAGCCAGUCCUAUGGUUGGGGAUACAAGCAAUCCCAAUAAGGUGGAUAUUUGGGAGCGCAAGAAAAGCUCCACUGUCCUGAGUAGUAAUACAGCAUCUGGAGGAAUGACAGGGUGA